Messenger RNA from Mastomys coucha (southern multimammate mouse), 5271 nucleotides. It is a transcript of the gene Smad9, whose product is annotated as SMAD family member 9. Gene Ontology annotation, cellular component: heteromeric SMAD protein complex. Gene Ontology annotation, biological process: BMP signaling pathway; SMAD protein signal transduction; transforming growth factor beta receptor signaling pathway. NCBI's taxonomy places the organism in Eukaryota, Metazoa, Chordata, Mammalia, Rodentia, Muridae. Bases 202 to 1494 code for a protein of 430 amino acids. The record is from RefSeq and is a predicted model, not a curated record. The transcript has 5 exons. Gene Ontology annotation, molecular function: RNA polymerase II cis-regulatory region sequence-specific DNA binding; DNA-binding transcription factor activity, RNA polymerase II-specific; I-SMAD binding.
GCUGGCCCCACCUUCCCAGGGCGUUGGGAGAAGUCAGCCCACAGCUCAAUUGAAUCGGUCCCCACUGCUUCCAGAAAGGAAAGGCAAGCUUGUUCCAGGGACAUCUGCGGACAGGUACUCGCCGCUGACCCGCCCAGGGCCCUGCAAGCCUUAAAAGGUCUCAUCCUCUUUCCCCGCGCAGGGGCCCGAGGUCUGCCUCCUAUGCACCCCAGCACCCCCAUCAGCUCCCUCUUCUCCUUCACCAGCCCCGCAGUGAAGAGGCUGCUGGGCUGGAAGCAGGGAGAUGAAGAGGAGAAGUGGGCAGAGAAGGCGGUGGACUCUUUGGUGAAGAAGUUAAAGAAGAAGAAAGGCGCCAUGGAUGAACUAGAGAGGGCGCUGAGCUGCCCGGGCCAGCCUAGCAAGUGCGUCACCAUCCCAAGGUCCCUGGAUGGACGCCUCCAGGUGUCCCACCGAAAGGGGCUGCCCCACGUCAUCUACUGCCGCGUGUGGCGCUGGCCAGACCUGCAAUCCCAUCAUGAGCUGAAGCCCUUGGAGUGCUGCGAGUUCCCGUUUGGCUCCAAGCAGAAGGAGGUCUGCAUCAACCCAUACCAUUACCGCAGAGUGGAGACCCCAGUUCUGCCUCCAGUGCUGGUACCAAGACACAGCGAGUACAACCCUCAGCUCAGCCUCCUGGCCAAGUUCCGAAGUGCCUCGCUGCACAGCGAACCCCUCAUGCCGCACAAUGCCACCUACCCGGACUCUUUCCAGCAGUCUCUCUGUCCGGCACCACCCUCCUCGCCAGGCCACGUGUUCCCGGAGUCUCCAUGCCCCACCAGCUACCAGCACUCCCCUGGAAGUCCUUCUGAUUCAGACAGUCCCUAUCAACACUCAGACUUCCGGCCAGUUUGCUACGAGGAACCCCAGCACUGGUGUUCUGUUGCCUACUACGAACUAAACAACCGAGUUGGAGAGACUUUCCAGGCGUCUUCCCGGAGCGUGCUCAUAGAUGGCUUCACUGACCCCUCCAAUAACCGGAAUAGGUUCUGUCUUGGGCUUCUUUCAAAUGUAAACAGAAACUCUACAAUAGAAAACACCAGGAGGCACAUUGGAAAGGGUGUGCAUUUGUACUACGUUGGGGGUGAGGUGUAUGCGGAGUGCGUGAGCGACAGCAGCAUCUUCGUCCAGAGCCGGAACUGCAACUACCAACAUGGCUUCCACCCGGCCACCGUCUGCAAGAUCCCCAGCGGCUGCAGUCUCAAGGUCUUCAAUAACCAGCUCUUCGCCCAGCUGCUCGCCCAGUCAGUGCACCACGGCUUUGAAGUUGUGUAUGAGCUGACGAAGAUGUGCACGAUUCGGAUGAGCUUUGUGAAGGGCUGGGGAGCCGAGUAUCAUCGCCAGGAUGUCACAAGCACCCCCUGCUGGAUCGAGAUUCAUCUUCAUGGACCACUGCAGUGGUUGGACAAGGUGCUCACUCAGAUGGGCUCCCCACAUAACCCUAUUUCUUCAGUAUCUUAAGUCAACUACGGUUCCACAGACUAGAUGGGGGGGCUUCUAUCACUGCAAGCCACAGCUAAUACAAGGCUCUGGAUGCAGAUGUAAAUACAUGUAUGAUGCAUAUGAGUCACAUGUUUAUCACCCUUUGUUUUGUGCUAUCUACUUAGCCUGGGGCCAGUGCUGUGUAGUUGAAGAAGCACGUUCUCCAGGCUAAUGCUCUGAUUAGAAGCCAAGUCUUUUGUGAAAGGGGAAACAGUAUGUGAAGGCAUUGGCAGAACCCAAGGCCACUGAGUCAGCUCGUCACUCUACAGAAUGUUGUGCCCCAUACGGAAAACACAAAGCUGCUUACAUGGAAAAAGAAACAAAAAUAAACCAGGAGCACUAGAGCAAAACCAGUCAAACCCACAUAGUUUUAAAAGACCUCACUUGCAAUGUGAAUGGCAAGAAAGAAAACCAAGCUUGUCCAGUGAUCUGUGCGAUAAAGCCACAGACACUUUAUCUCUGAAGUUGAAAUAUGCAUAGCUGGGUACUGUGCUGAAGUCAGGUACACUUAAUCAGAUUUAAACUGUGAUCGGAAAGGGAGAAACUGUGAAGCUUAGAGUCAGGUUGCCUUAAUCUACCACUGUUAAAACAAGCAAGCAAGCAAGCAAGCAAGCAAGCAAGCAAGCAAGCAAGCAAGCAAGCAAGCAAGCAAGCAAGCAAGCAAGCAAACAAAAGCAAGGCUCGUAAAGGAAACCCGCAGGUUAGCAGAACCCAGGCCCAGGAGUACAGGGGCUCCUGCUUCCACUCUGGCAGUCAGCUUCCAGUCUUCCCCUUCCUCCUGUCUGACCUUGCAGGUGGCUGCCUGCCCUGUGUACACUGCAAACCCUGCACAGAGAUGAAGCCGUAGACUGGAAGGUUGGGAGCAACGGCACAUGGCUACCUGCACUUUUGUGCAUGCCCCUACUAGGCAGGGCAUCCUUUGCCUCGUCUUUCCUCCCAGUGACAAAUAUCGAUUAGUUACAGAUGACUUAAACAACAGCAAGCUUUGGGGGGAAAGCUAGAGGCAUUGUUGGACUAUAUUUAUGCAUUUCUCAACCUGUUAGGUUAAUAGCUGGUUACAUCUGUGGCAGCCUCUUCUAAAGCUAAGAAAUACCUGCAUAUAGCUUCCCAGGUGUGGUAGGAAUGUUUCAUAUGCCCUACAUUUUUUUGAGGAAACAGUGGUAGUGAAUAAUAAAGCAUCUUUAAAAACACUAUAUACAUAUAUGUAUACAUAUAUAUAUAUUCAUGCAUAAUCAGCAUGCAUGUAUUAAAGCUUGUUAUUUCCUCCAUUGUCUGAUAAAGGGAAAUAUCCCCCAGACUUCAAGGUACAUGCCACUUAUUAAUCACCCCAUUGCUUCUAAGUUUACUUCAGGCCCUUUGAGAAGCACAUUAUUUAGGAUGACAUUUAUGGUUUAAAGGACACAGCUUCCAUAAUCCGAGUUGCCUUCGUUUAAUCCAUUCUGCCUAGCAUCAAUGUAUAUUUUUUUCCCAUUCAAUUUAUUUAAGAUAGAAAUGAUCAUGUGAAGAAUCACUCAUAAUGCCUACUCUAUUUAUAAAAUCUGAUGUCUCAACCUACCACUUAGAAUGUAUAAAAAACCCAAGCAUGUCUAUUCACUAAGUCUGUCUAGUGCAUUUGUGUGUACUGGGUACAAUGUCAGGUGCUGUGGAAUCAAAUGCACAUUAGAGGUAGUAGUCCUCACCUCCAUAAUGCUGGACAUAAUGCUGGACAUCUAACAGACAUUUGCACAGACAUCGGGUCUCAGAACUUUGAAAACCCACACAUGUGAAUUUUCUUGGGCUUGAAAAAUAAUGGAAUCAAGUUCUUAACUAUUACAAUAUUGGAGUUUUACAUCACCUCAGAACAAUUAGGCAAUUUAUCUUUGCAUAACUACUUUCAUUCUUAGCCACUCCACCUCCUUGCUUCCCUAUUUUUCUGAUAUUUCUCCUGGCUUCUUCCUUGGAAAAGCCGUGCGUCUGGCAGAUCUUCUCUGAGAACCCACCCAAGGACGCACAGCAUUGUCCCAGAUUUCUAACGGCCCUUUUGGUCUUUUCACAAGCGGUCAAAUAUCCCUGGCAAUAUGCAGCUUUAUGGAACUAUUCAGAAGUAGAGGCUUCAAGGUGGGGUGGCACCUGCCUUUAAUCCCAGCAGCAGGGAGACAGAGGCAGGUGGAUCCCUGGGAAUUCAGGGCUGACCUGGUCUAAGUAAGGAGUUACGGGACAGCCAGGACUCAAAAUUGAGACCCCAUCUCAAAACAAAACAAAGCAAAGCAAAGUGAAACAAAACAAAAUAAGAAGUUUAAAAACAAAACUAAAAAACCAAAUAAACUACUUGGAUUUCCUUGCAGCAUUAAGAAAUCAGACAAAAUAUUGACAUGUGUCUGAUUUCUUUGAGAAAGGAAUCAUGACAUAGGUUCAUAUGUAUAUUAUCAGCAAAUUGAGCUUUGAAGAGAUGUAAAUCCUGUGCUCAUAUAAUAGUCACAUUUUAAUGAGUUUUUCCUCCUUGGCUGCUAUCUAAAAAUAUCAAAAUCCUUGACUUCAACUCCUCUGAGUGACUAUGUGGCAAUCAUUCCAUGAAACUGACAAGCAAAACUACGUUGUGUAUGCUGUUUUACAGGACAAAGGGGAAAGUGGGCAGCCAGGCCUUUAUACACUGCAAGAGUGUCUCCAGUUGCCCUGGGUAGGGUCAAGCAAUGGAGAACUGCAUUGGUUUGGCCUGCCCACAAGACCCAGAAUGUUUAUCACUGGGUACAAGUCAGUAUUUGUGAGUCUUGGGAAAAAUAAGAUAUGAUCAGUUUGUUUCAGCUAAUUGAUAACAGCUGCUUCAGAACUAAGAAGGCACCACCAUUUUAACAUACACACUUCGGUGUUGUAGAGUCACCAAAUUGGCAAACUCUCUAGCAUUUAGAAUAUCCUUUUCACUGUGUUCUAAGGAUGGAGUUCUCCCCAUAACGACAACAGAAAGAAGAGUAUAGCAAGAGCAUUUUAUAAGCAUUGCUUGCUGGACUUUAAGCUCCUGCUUAACACUGAAUAUGUUUCAGAUAUUUUGUGUAUAUAUUUAAUGAAGUAAAAUAUACCAUGCAUUCCACAUCGUCUUACCUGCUAGGAGUCAAGAGCCGAACUUUGCAAGGGUAGGUGACCCUCACAUACGUUAAAGAUAAGUUCAGAUGAAUAUGAAACAGACUGCCAGGAGUACUCUCUGAUUCCCAGCAGCCUAGCCUUCUGGAAAUGCCAGUCAGCACCACCUCGUAGUCUGUGAUAGGCAAUGAUUCACCUUUUGCCUAUUUUUCUUUCAAACUCUAGGAAAUACUUCUAUGUAUACGAUCUAUGGCUCUUUAAGAUGCUUAAUCAUAAACUGUUCUACUUAGAAAAUGGAACUUAAAAGAAUUCUUCAUGCUGUAAAAACUUUGGUGGCACUAUAAAAAAAAACCAGAUAUCUUGGAAUAUUUGGCAUUACAUGUGUAAUUUUAAUGAUACUUUCCAGAAUUUUUAGAGGUGUUUAGCUACUGCUCCCCAGCUUAGCGCCAGGACACACAACUCAAACCCUUUGUAUGGCGAAGUUAUUGUUAUUAAAAAGUGAAUUUAAUAUACAUUGUCAUUUGAGCAUCAUUUGAGCAACUCAACAACCACCCAUGUCCAUCAAGGAACAUGUCUAUAUUAAGAUGAUUAGUAUGUGAUGCUUAUAAACACCUGGAUAUAUAAGGAAACUUUCACUAAAAAUCAUUUAUUUUUCAUAUGCCAUGAAAUAUGUUUAACUGAUUAAAAUGUUUUCUAAGAGAA